Molecule: messenger RNA, 2113 nt
Organism: Leptosomus discolor (cuckoo roller)
Lineage: Eukaryota; Metazoa; Chordata; Aves; Leptosomiformes; Leptosomidae
Source: RefSeq, a predicted model, not a curated record
AUGAACAGAAAGAGUUUCUCCAGAAUUACAUGGUUCAGAAGACAUAGGAAAGCUGUUGUGAACUCCGGGGACAAGAAGAUGCCAAAUGGGAUCUUAGAAGAACAAGAACAGCAACGGGUCAUGCUGCUCAGUAGAUCUCCCUCGGGCCCAAAGAAGUAUUUCCCUAUUCCAGUGGAAAAUCUUGAAGAGGAAAUCCGGAUGCGAUCAGCGGAUGAAGGGAAGCUCUUCCGGGAGGAGUUUAAUUCAUUAACACCUGGAUAUGUGCAGGGGACGUUUGAAAUGGCAAAUAAGGAAGAAAACAGGGAGAAAAACAGAUAUCCUAACAUCCUGCCGUAUGAUCAUUCCAGAGUGAUUUUGACCCAAAUCGAUGGAGUCCCACCUUCAGACUACAUUAAUGCGUCCUAUAUAGAUGGUUAUAAAGAAAAGAAUAAAUUUAUAGCAGCACAAGGACCGAAGCAAGAAACAGUCAAUGAUUUCUGGAGGAUGAUUUGGGAGCAGAAGUCGGCCGUUAUCGUCAUGUUGACCAACCUGAAGGAAAGGAAGGAGGAAAAAUGUUACCAGUAUUGGCCUGACCAAGGGUGCUGGACCUACGGAAAUAUCCGCGUGUCGGUGGAAGAUUGCAUAGUGCUGGUGGACUACACCGUCCGCAAGUUCUGCGUUCAGUCGCUUCAUGACGGUUGUAAAGCUCCAAGGCUCGUUACGCAGCUUCACUUCACCAGCUGGCCUGAUUUCGGGGUGCCUUUCACACCUAUUGGGAUGCUGAAAUUCCUGAAAAAGGUGAAAACAUUGAAUACUGCCCACGCUGGACCAAUUGUGGUUCACUGUAGCGCUGGUGUGGGGCGCACGGGCACCUUCAUCGUCAUAGAUGCCAUAAUAGACAUGAUGCACGCGGAACAGAAAGUCGAUGUUUUUGAGUUUGUGUCGAGAAUCCGUAAUCAGCGUCCGCAGAUGGUCCAGACUGACAUGCAAUACUCCUUCAUUUAUCAAGCCUUACUUGAAUACUACCUCUACGGUGACACGGAGCUAGAUGUGUCAUCCUUAGAAAAACACCUACAAACGUCACACAACGCGGCGCCAAACCUUGUCAAAAUAGGGCUAGAAGAAGAAUUUAAAAAGUUAACCAACGUUCGAAUCAUGAAGGAAAACAUGAGAACCGGCAAUCUUCCAGCAAAUAUGAAGAAAGCUCGAGUCAUCCAGAUUAUCCCAUAUGAUUUUAAUAGAGUGAUUUUGUCGAUGAAAAGAGGGCAAGAGUAUACAGACUACAUCAAUGCUUCCUUCAUAGAUGGCUACCGCCAGAAGGAUUACUUCAUCGCCACCCAGGGACCGCUCCCACACACGGUGGAGGAUUUCUGGCGGAUGGUGUGGGAGUGGAAGUGCCACACCAUCGUGAUGCUCACGGAAGUUCAAGAGAGGGAGCAGGAAAAAUGCUGCCAGUACUGGCCAUCAGAGGGCUCUGUAACUCACGGAGAGAUCACUGUAGAAAUAAAGAGUGACAGCCUGUUAGAUGCCAUAAGUGUAAGGGACUUCGUAGUUACGUACAGUCAGGGUAACCAGGAGAAGCAAAGCAGGCUCGUUCGACAGUUCCAUUUCCACGGGUGGCCAGAAAUCGGGAUUCCUGCCGAAGGAAAAGGGAUGAUCGACCUGAUCGCAGCUGUGCAGAAGCAGCAGCAGCAAACGGGCAAUCACCCCAUCACCGUGCACUGCAGUGCUGGCGCUGGAAGAACAGGGACCUUCAUAGCACUCAGCAAUAUUCUGGAGCGAGUGAAGGCUGAAGGGCUCCUCGACGUAUUUCAAGCUGUGAAGAGCUUGAGACUGCAAAGGCCACAUAUGGUGCAAACACUGGAACAGUAUGAAUUCUGCUACAGAGUGGUACAAGACUUCAUCGACAUAUUUUCCGAUUAUGCUAACUUCAAAUGAAAAUUCCUGCCUUAUUUUUUAAUUUGUCUGUAUAAAUAGUUGUAUAUUCUGUUAAUUUAUUCCAUGUCGUUUUGAUUGUGGACUUUUCCUGUAAAUACGACCUUGUGUUUGCUCUAAAAGUUGCAUUUGCUGUAUAAAGUUAUUUCUUAAAUAUAUAAAUAUCUUCUAAAGCGAAGUAUAAUGUUCAUAUACAGUA